CCUUUCGCAGUUGAACAAUCGUGGACAAAGUCCAUGUGGUCGUUUCUAUCCCGCUCAACCGAUUGUCUCAAGGUCGAGGCUCUUCCCUCCCGAGUAUCUCUGCCUUUGGGUGCCGAUCAGCAGAAUUGUGCCGCACCAAGUCGCAUAUAGUUGGAUGAAGGUUUUCUUCGAAGUUAGUUUCAUUUAUCGGCUCGUUAGCACACUUCAAUCUCACCCAGUGAAAUCUGAAUGAACAAUGGCAAGCUAUCAUAAGCCGGAGUCAAAAACUAUCCAAGAACUGAAGGAUAUCGCCACGAAGCUAAGAAUUGAUUCGGUCCGGGCGACCCAGGUAACUAAAAGCGGACAUCCAACAUCAUGCUCGUCGAUGGCAGAGAUCAUGUCUGUCCUCUUCUUCCACACAAUGCGCUACAAGGUCUCUGCUCCUCGUGAUAUCAACAACGAUAGAUUUGUUUUAAGCAAAGGGCAUGCUGCACCGAUUUUGUACGCUGCUUGGGCAGAGGCAGGUUUGUUUCCUACAAGUGAACUUUUGAAUCUCCGAAAAUUCAACAAUGACCUAGAGGGACAUCCGACUCCUAGAUUGAACUUUGUUGACGUUGGAACUGGGUCUCUUGGACAAGGGCUCUCUGUCGCUGCUGGCAUGGCUUACGUUGGCAAGAAUUUCGACAAGGCUAGCUACAGGGUGUACGUCCUGGUUGGAGAUGGCGAAUCUGCUGAAGGAUCGAUUUGGGAGGCACUGCACUUCGCUUCUUACUAUCGGCUAGACAAUCUUUGUGUAAUAUUUGAUAUCAACCGUUUGGGUCAAACGCAAGCGACUUCUCUCGAGCAUAACAUGGAGGUUUAUCGUGUGCGUUUAGAAGCUUUUGGGUUCAACGCUCUGGUAGUCGAUGGCCACGACGUCGAGGAACUGGCUAAAGCAUUCCAUGAAGCACAAAAUACACAAGGCCGUCCAACUGCAAUUUUGGCGAAGACUUUUAAGGGUCGAAACUUCCCCAACAUCGAAGAUCAAGUCAAUUGGCAUGGAAAAGCUCUGGGAACCAAUGGCGAUGCUGUAAUUCAGCAUCUAACUUCAUUACUGAAAAAUCCUGGUCCACUCGCUCUGCAUCCACAAAAACCCCUCGUUGCAGAUGCAUCAGUCGUCGACAUUAGUAACAUAAAAUUGAACUCACCACCUAACUAUAAAUUGGGUGAAAAGAUUGCGACACGUCUUGCUUAUGGAAACGGCCUUGCCAAGAUUGCAGCGAACAAUUCUCAUGUGGUUGCCCUGGAUGGUGACAUGAGGACAUCAACCUUUUCAGAUAAAAUCAGGACGGUCGAUCCGUCGAGAUACAUCGAGUGUUUUAUUGCUGAACAGAACUUGGUUGGAGUGGGAAUUGGCAUGGCGUGCCGUGAUCGUACUGUUGCCUUUGUGUCAACGUUUGCCACCUUCUUGACACGUGCCUAUGAUCAAAUUCGUAUGGGUGCCAUAUCGCAAACAAACGUAAACUUUGUCGGCUCCCAUGCCGGAUGUUCAAUCGGUGAGGACGGACCUUCGCAGAUGGGUCUAGAAGACUUAGCCAUGUUCCGGGCGAUACCUGGCGCUACUAUUUUCUACCCAUCUGAUGCCGUUUCAACGGAACGUGCGGUAGAAUUGGCUGCGAACACGAAAGGCAUCUGUUUCAUCCGAACUUCACGUCCAGAAACACCUGUCAUUUAUAAGAACGACGAGGUACUAGCAAUUGGCAAAGCCCAUGUUAUCAAAUCUUCAAGCAAAGAUCAAGUUCUGAUUAUUGGUGCCGCGGUUACGCUAGUCGAAGCUCUUGCAGCUGCCGAUGAACUUGCCAAGAGUGGAAUCAACGUGCGUGUCAUGGAUCCGUUCACAAUAAAGCCGAUUGAUGCUGCCGCGAUAAUCAAAAAUGCUAGCCAAGUUGGCGGUAGAAUUAUCACCGUUGAAGAUCAUUAUCCAGAGGGCGGUUUGGGCGAUGCAGUACUCUCUGCCGUUGCUGGUGUGCGAGAUAUAAUUGUGAAAAAGCUUGCUGUACCAGUUGUGCCUCGCUCUGGACCAACAGCUGUUCUGCUCGAUGCAUAUGGUAUCAGUGCUCGAAGCAUUGUGACGGCUGUUCAUGAAAUAUUGAAACUCUGAAUAUCUGUUCCUAACGCUGAGAAAGUUUAGUGCGAAGAGAAGUUUCUGCACUAACAGAAGAAUGUUUUCUUUCUUCCAAUUACUUUCAGACCUGGAUAACUCGAGCUUGGUAGGGGGAUUCACUAAAUAAAAACUCUAAUUGACAGAGCCUGAAGACAAAUACGGACCAAUAAUAACUUUUACACACAGAAAGUGUUUUAGCCACAAUAUUCUGCAUCAGUCUGCCCUACUUUUUCAAAACAUGUACAAUGCGUAAUAUAAAUCUAACAAAUAAUGUACAAAUACCCCCGAGUCUAAGCUCAAUUCCGUUGUGCAAUAACUUUCUUAAAUUUUGCAAUAUUGCCAAUUUUUCCAAAAAUUUACUCUAUGUUUAAAACAAACGUUCCAGUGAUAAUAACUAAUACAGUAGUUUAAUAGAAAUAAUUGUUAUUGGAUGCAUAAGUUGAAUGGUUGGUUAUUUUUAUAAACUUGUUUAUAAUUUCCCUUCCUGUUUUUCUAACCACCGACCUGUUCUUCAACCAAAAACAGCGUAUGUGAAAAGGAAAUAAAGUGUUCAAAGACCAUU
Molecule: messenger RNA, 2684 nt
Organism: Diprion similis
Lineage: Eukaryota; Metazoa; Arthropoda; Insecta; Hymenoptera; Diprionidae
Product: transketolase-like protein 2
Exons: 8
Coding region: 236-2119 (627 amino acids)
Molecular function (GO): thiamine pyrophosphate binding; transketolase activity
Source: RefSeq, a predicted model, not a curated record